CGACAGUAGGUGACUGAAGUGGCGGUUUUGCGUCAAGUGGUCUUGCUGCGAUAGUUUUGACUCGACGUCCUUGUACUAGUAAUCGGUCGAAGCUUUCGUAGAUUGGCUCGAAAGGGUGUCUUACAUCUUAAAAGCCCGUUUUAUAUUUUCGGGUACUUGGUACGGAUCGCGGUGAUUUUGUAAUCAGUGAAGUGGUUUCCUUAAGCAUUUACGAUUGUUCAUUCUCAUCCUGGGGUGAAUUCGGACGAUUGCAUUUUUGACAUUUCUGGUAUUGGAAAAGUGGAAGAAUUUUGAGACUUUUGAGAAGAUUUGAUUGCAGUACACGUUGUUUUGAAGAAGCUGAUCAAGAGUGUGGUGUACAUGGGAACAUUCCAACCGACAACUUCAAUUGGGGACGCAUGCGUCUGACGAGUUUUACAUUUCUGUUACAUCAUUUGGAUUGACUGAGGAGCGAGUGCUUUGUUCUGGGUGCCAUUUCCCCGACAAGUGGUAGCAACCUCAUCACUACUCCUUUACUACACAGUUCUCAGUUACCCCUCAUGAUCUCUUCGUUCUGAAGCCAUCCUCUGAACUCCCCCGCAUCCCGAAAAGGAGUGUUCCACUUUACGUAUCUCAUGCGGUGAUAUAUUUACUGGGCGGCUGAGAUUUAAAAGGAAUUGAUGUGCGGUACGAAAAAGUCGUCCUUUUUGGUGAUCCUGACUUGUUCAGUGCUACUAGUUUUUUCAUCUGUCGCUUGAACGUUGUCCAGCCUGUAAUCAUUCAUCGUGUCGUUCGUGCUAUAUGUCCGGUCUCUGCGUUCUGUUAUCCUCUCUUCAGGCAUCGAGUCGUCCUUUAACAAAUGACUUGGACGGCAUUAACUGAAUUUGACUGACGACAACACAACGUCGACAUCGACGACGAGGACAACUUUUGCUGAUCCACUGAGUGCGUGUAGAGUAUAGGUACCGUUAUUCGCCCGCCAUUCGCCACCAUCCGCCAUACAAGUGCAGACAUUCGGAAGUGACUUAACAAGGAUCACAUCUUAAGCUCAAGGUAUUUGCAGGAUUUAUCCGGGGCCAUACCUUUUGCUGCUGCUACUAUUGCUGCCGAGUCUGGCAUUACACAUUUUUAUUUAUACGAUUUUUUUGGUGAAUGAACGAACGAAUGAACUACUUCCCACGGUGAUUUCGGGAGUCUUGGUGAUGACGACUUUUGAAUUGUGUCUGGAUUGUUUUUCAGAGUCAGCUGAAAAAGUUUUGGUUUAGUGAACAAUUUUGUAACUAUUAAUGCUGAAGAUCCAAGAAUAUUGAAUGAUUUUUUUCGCAUGAUUGUGCUAUAAGGUGUCUAUAGAAGAAACAAAGAAAAUCUUCCGAGCAGAGUGAAUUCAAGUGACUGGUGCAAUAAAUCCGUGAUAUUUGCUGGUGGAGCUGAGGGGAGAGGCUGUGGAAUAUUUGCACUGUUGUAGUUUGAUACAUACAAACAACAAAUUUUUUGCUGGUGAAAAGUUUAAAAUAACCGCCUCAAAACGACGUUCCUGCAGCAUUUCAAAGACGUCGUUUCGACAAAAUUCCAAACAAAACAACAAAAUUUCUCAACCAUAUUUCCAUCAUACAUAAAUAUGGAACGUGGUGGAUUAGAGAGCAUGUCGGAUUCGACCGGCCUCUGUUUACAGGAUUUAGUUAAUGGAGGAGGUGGCGGCGGAGGCGGUGGAGGUGGAGGUGGUGGUGGAAGUUCCGGAGGUGGAAAUGGUAGUGCCAGUACAAAUGGGAACGGUGAACAUUUACACAAUCAUCACAAUCUUCAUGAUACGGUCGCGACAAGUGUUUCACCCACCAUUACAGGACUCAUGCCGGUCGUAACGGGCGGCAGCGGAUUGAAUCACUUGCACCAUAGUACACAUGACAUUAGCAAUCAUCAUCAUCACCAUCAUCAUCAUCAUGGGAUUGUGCCGCCACAUGAACCGCUCGAAAAGUUAAAAAGUUUUCUAUUUUCAGUGUGGGCUGAAACUGGUGAUUUUCGUGAUACAACGCAUAGUUCUAUGACAGCUGUAGCAAAUAGUCUGGAUCAUACACAGUUGGGAUUUCAGUCAUCUUCAAUACGAAGUCGGAGUAGAGAUCGAAAAAAUGAUGGUACUCGAUCAAUAAAUGAAACCACAAUAAAAACAGAAAAUGCAUCAAGUCUGGGGGGACACGACGAAACAAUUGUGUCAACGGACGAUUCAAAGAAUGAUAAGAAAACAAAGCGACAGCGACGUCAAAGAACACACUUCACAUCGCAACAAUUACAGGAGUUAGAACAUACAUUUAGUCGAAAUAGGUAUCCUGAUAUGUCGACGAGGGAAGAGAUUGCUAUGUGGACGAAUCUAACGGAAGCACGUGUUAGGGUGUGGUUCAAAAAUCGUCGAGCAAAGUGGCGUAAACGCGAGCGUAAUGCAAUGAACGCAGCCGUCGCAGCAGCCGAUUUCAAAACAGGAUUUGGUACACAAUUCAUGCAGCCCUUCGCCGACGAAUCCCUAUACACUUCCUAUUCGCCGUACAAUAACUGGACAAAAGUUCCUUCACCGUUAGGUACAAAGCCGUUCCCGUGGCCUGUGAAUCCUCUAGUUUCAACGAACCACCAUCAAAACUCAGUGAAUUGUUUCAACACAUCAGCUUCGGGUGUAGCGGUAAGCAUGAAUUCAGGGACAAUGUUACCAGGUGGAAUGGGCUCAACCCUUGCAACUGGAGGAACAGGAGCAGGUGUUUCAGCUCCACCAUGCCCAUACACAACUCCAACCUACAAUAGUGUUAUGUACCAUCCGCGCGCGGCAGCUGAACCUUGUACAGCGAUGUCAUCCAGUAUUGCUACACUUCGACUGAAAGCGAAACAACAUACGUCCGGCUUCGCUAGUCCAUAUUCUGCCUCCUCGCCAGUGUCAAGGUCAAACUCAGCCGGCUUAUCGGCAUGUCAGUAUGCUGGCGUAACGGAUGCAGUCUGAGAAAACGCCCUUGGGGCAUUGCUUAGCCACCACCAACAUCAGCUCCACAACAAUCAUAUCAACCACAAUAACAACAAUAAUAACGUGAAGGUAACGCCGGGUAGUGAUGAUGAUGCACUAAUGGGUCCUAGUACGGAUACAGAUGACGUAGAGGAAAUACGAGACUGAGAGUUCAGGAAAGGGAUGCUCGGUGGCACGGGAUCCUUUUCUAAUGUGUUUUGAGCCAUAAACCAUAUUUCAUUUCUAUCAGAUAAUUGACAAGCAUUGCCUAUCAGAGCUAUAAUCAUCCAUUCAUCACAUGCCAAAUUUUGGGGGUUACUUAUUUUUCACGAAUUAUCGUUAUCUCUAGAAACGCCUCUAUUUUCCUCUGAUUGGUAGAAGAUAAAAAUGUUAGUAUCUUUACUGUCUGUAACCAAGGGAGCGGUGUAAAUUGCAAGUUAAUUUAUCUAUUAUACGCAUUGCGUCUUAUUUUGAAUUCAAAUUGCUAUGACAAAGCGGAUCCUCAGCAAUGAGAUCACAAUUAACCGAAAGAAAGCCUGCCAAAGGAUACACUUGCCUUGGUUCAAGCAUAAUACAUGUCUUGUAUUUUCGGAACCUUUUAAUCUUCAGACAAUCCUCACGAUUGAAGAGUAAACAGCUCCAUUCUGUGACCGACACCAGCGUCUUUUGAUAUGAAUUCAAGCCAGCACUGAAGACAUGCCAAUAGAAGAAGGCGCCCACUCCUUAUCGCUAUCAGCUAUCACCUUCUCCUGGUCAUCCAUUAUGUUAAUUUACACUGCUUAUAACGGGUAUAGUGUAAUCUAGAACAUAAGCGUGUAGAUAAUAUGCCAAACAUUAUGAUAAUAAGACAGAAUGUUCCGCAUUUGAAUGCCGUAAAAUGCUUUCAGUUUGUCUGUUAUAUGACGCUUCAAAGCACCGCCACCGUCAAUGUUUGGGGAGUUCAUUAUGGCGCCAAGAUAAUUCAUCAAAAUUAAGACGCCAACAGUUAUACUGGGGUUAAGUGUUUGUGAAAAAAUUUCCAAGUUUUAUUGGGUCAAAUGUAGUCUGCUUUCUAUUUAGAAUUUUAUAUUGUUAUUUGUUUGCUGAACUAAAUAGCGUCAAACAUAAACGUGGUAAUCGCAUUCAUCAUCGCUGCAACAAUAUGCUUAUUUGGAAAGUAACGAAACUGCUGGCAAAUUGCUCUGGCUGAUACUUUCGACUCCUAUUGUAGUGAUCUAUUUGCUGGCACUAAUCCUGUUUUUCAAAAUCGAUUCCAUUUUUUUUUUUUCUUUUUAAUGUCAAGCUCAAAACGCUUCUGUUAUAACCAGUCAGCACAACUUUCAAAGACUCGCUCCCGCAAAAAACAAACUAGAACUCAUUCCCAUCAACUCACCAUUGUGCAAUCUAUCGUGAAUAAAAAUAUUUAAAAAUUUAAGAAAUAAAUUUGGGUAAUUGAUUAGCUUUUAGCUAAAUGUGUAAAUAUUUGUUCAAAUCACCGUCUUAAGACGGCAUUUAAUGUAAUAAUUAGACUAAUAUUAACUAAAAAGGAAACCUUUCAAAAUCCAGUGAAUUGGAGAGGAAUAAAAGAGAAUCCAUGUUGCAUACAGAAAGUAUUUUGUAAAUUUACCAAUUUAAAGUAAUUGAUAGGAAUUCAAUAUGAGAUAUGUUUAAUAAAUAAGAAAAGAUAAAUAAAAUCCACUUUAAAAACAACUAAAAAUAAAAUAAAGACACAAAUUAAAGGAAUGAAAAUCAUAUUUAGAAAGUAAAACUUAAAAAAUCCAUAAAAAUGAAUCCGAAUAAACAAUAAAUAAUCUUCUGGUUGAAUGUACUUGAUGUAGAUUUACGACGCAGAUUUGUAAUUUAAUAUUUUUGUUUACAUGCAUAAAUCCAAUGGAUCUGUUGGACAGAUUUAGUUUGCUAAUUUGGAAAAUAAUGUGAAAACUAUCUACUAACUGCAUAUCUUUAAAGACAGAACACAUAUUCCAAAACACAAGUCCUAGUACACUCCUACAUGUAGUUGCCAAAGCCUAAUCGUACUUUAAAACGUAAAACGUACUGAAAAAUUUCCGAAAUUUCUAAUUGGAGUUAAAUACGACAAUUAAAAAUAAAAAGCAAAAUUUCAACACCAUCAUUUUUACGUUAACAGUUUAUUAUUAUCUUUUUUGUUUUAUUUCCAAAUAGCUUACACUUAAGUAAUCUUUAUGAUUCAAAAUAGGAUUAAGUGCCAAAUUACUGUAAAAAAGCAAAAAAUAAGUCGAAAAUUAGUAGAAUAAGCUCGAACUUUAUAAAGGAAAGAAGAAUUGAUUACAAAAUGUUUACAUGUAUUCAAAGCAGCUGUAGAGUGAAAAUAAAACUUUUUUUUUUGUGAAAAAGCAAGAAAUCAUAGAAAACUUCAAUUGUAAGAAAUACCAGAGUUGUCUAGUCUGAUAAUAAUGAAAAAAUAAAAUAUAAAUUAUAAAAGGGAA
Molecule: messenger RNA, 5400 nt
Organism: Hermetia illucens (black soldier fly)
Lineage: Eukaryota; Metazoa; Arthropoda; Insecta; Diptera; Stratiomyidae
Gene: Ptx1
Product: pituitary homeobox homolog Ptx1
Exons: 5
Coding region: 1598-2956 (452 amino acids)
Biological process (GO): anatomical structure morphogenesis; regulation of transcription by RNA polymerase II
Cellular component (GO): nucleus
Molecular function (GO): RNA polymerase II cis-regulatory region sequence-specific DNA binding; DNA-binding transcription factor activity, RNA polymerase II-specific
Source: RefSeq, a predicted model, not a curated record